This is a messenger RNA of Aspergillus terreus NIH2624, 1062 nucleotides long. RefSeq names its product NAD(P)-dependent alcohol dehydrogenase. Gene Ontology annotation, molecular function: oxidoreductase activity. The transcript has 3 exons. The record is from RefSeq and is a predicted model, not a curated record. Lineage: Eukaryota; Fungi; Ascomycota; Eurotiomycetes; Eurotiales; Aspergillaceae. Bases 1 to 1062 code for a protein of 353 amino acids.
AUGUCAUUCACCACACAAGCUCUUGUCUCAAGAGGGCCCGGCUCGCCUGCGAAGCUGGAAGAUAUCGUGCUCGAUGCUUUACGUGCAGAUGAGGUUCUGGUCGAGGUUCAUGCCACUGGAGUCUGUCACACAGACUUUUCUUGCGCGGGGGUGGUCCUCCAAGUCGGGGUAAAUGUUCAGCACAUUGAGGAGAACGACAAAGUCUUGCUCAGCUUUGAUUGUUGCGGCUCCUGCAUUCAGUGCACAUCCGAUCACCCAGCAUACUGUGUGGAGUGGACUCGACGGAACUUCGGACAGAAGCGUAUGGAUGGGAGUCUCUCAUUGUCCACAGCAGAUGGGACCAAAGUGCACGGUAACUUCUUUGGGCAGAGCUCCUUCGCUCGACAUGCUAUCGUCAGUGGUAGAUCGGUGGUCAAGGUCCUAUCAACAACACCUCUGGGUCUUUUCUCUCCCCUCGGGUGUGGCGUUCAAACGGGAGCUGGAGCUAUCUUGAAUACACUGGACGUGCAGCCGGGAAAGACGGUGGCUAUCUUUGGUGUUGGCUCCGUGGGGAUGAGUGCAGUGAUGGCAGCAAAGAUGCGAGGGGCCAGGAUUAUCAUUGCAGUAGAUCUGCAGCCUCAAAGAUUGGAGUUGGCCAAGAAACUGGGGGCAACUCAUGGUGUUAUUGGCUCUGACCAUGACAUCGUUACCCAGAUACAAAACAUCACUGGAACUAAUGGGGUGGACUAUUCCGUCGACUGUGCUGGUGUACCUCAGGUGGUUGAAAAGGCACUCGAUUGUCUCGGUACGCGUGGAAAGGCAGCCACUGUCGGCGCACCAUCACCUGGACAACGUGCAGGAGUGGAUGUCUUUUCUCAUCUGGUCAACGGGCGUCAGUACAUUGGCUGUUGCGAGGGCGACAGUGUUCCUCAGACGAUGCUGCCCUACCUCAUUGACCAACAUGCCAAAGGCCAAUUUCCUCUCGACCAAAUAGUUUCAUUCUAUCCGGUGGAUCAAUACGAAACCGCUUUCAAGGAUGUCAAAGACGGCAAGGCUCUGAAGGCUGUUCUUCUAUGGAAAUAG